This is a messenger RNA of Esox lucius (northern pike), 2271 nucleotides long. It is a transcript of the gene optn, whose product is annotated as optineurin. Gene Ontology annotation, molecular function: K63-linked polyubiquitin modification-dependent protein binding. The record is from RefSeq and is a predicted model, not a curated record. The transcript is spliced from 13 exons. The coding region runs from base 277 to 1983 and encodes 568 amino acids. Gene Ontology annotation, cellular component: Golgi apparatus; cytoplasm; nucleus. Lineage: Eukaryota; Metazoa; Chordata; Actinopteri; Esociformes; Esocidae. Gene Ontology annotation, biological process: regulation of canonical NF-kappaB signal transduction; Golgi ribbon formation; protein localization to Golgi apparatus.
CCGAGCAGCAUUUUCACUGAUUAGCAAAAGGUAUAGAUGCGCAUGUACAGACUUUUAAUAAAGCCAACGUAAGCUUAUCCAGACGAUUUUUUUUUUGACAAUUGCGGCAGAUGUUAGGCCAACACUUUUUUUUGUUAGAUGACGUCAAGACAAGGAAACGCUGUAAAUCCAAAACGAGUCUGAAGAAAACAAAAUAGAAAUAUCAAGGUUUUAUCUUCAACAAUAACGUUCUGGUAUAAGUUAAAUUCUUCUUUCAAGGGAUACUUAAUCACCCCGAUGGCGUCCAGCUCCCCCAUGGUGAAUGGGGACAUUUCACGGGGUCCUGGCUCCCAACCCGGCCACACAACUGACACCCUGGAGGAAACACUGCAGCAGAUGAACAGUCUCAUCCAGGAGAACAGAGACCUGAAAGAGGCUCUGAGGCAGACCAACAUAGCGAUGAAGGAGCGCUUUGAGGGACUGUCUGUGUGGAAGGAGAAGCAGAGAGAGGAGAGGGACUUUCUCCAGGGGAGGUUGGAGGAGGCCCGCAGCCGCAUGGAGGCCCUUUCCACACACAACCAGGAGCUCAGCAGGAGGAUGGAGGAGCUGCAAGGAGGAGGAGCUGAUGGGAAGGGCCAGGCCCAGGCACCCAAUCAGAAUGCGGAACUGGAGGCGCUGCGUGCUCAGGUGGUGCGCCUGCAGGCAGAGAAAAGUGACCUGGUGGCCAUGAACUCGGAACUCCAGCUCAAGACAGGUCAGGGGUCAGAGGAUGACUCCUUCAUAGAGAUCAGGAUCGCUAGAGAGGAAACUGGCAAUGACCUGCGUCAUGAUCUGAGGGACCCCAGGUAUGACAUGACGGCAUCGCGACAGGAGUCUGAGGAACUGACGGUGAGCCAGCUGCUCCAGUCCCUGAGGAAGGAGACCCAGAGGGUGGAGAGACUCCAAAUUGAUCUCCAGGCUGCCAGAGCAAGAAUUACAGAGCUGGAAGAAAAGGAAACCAUCUCGGAGAACAGCACACAGACAUCUCUAGAGGUUGUGUCCCCAGCACUAGAUACCACAGCACAUGGCUCUAAAACAGAACCAGAGGAGAACCAGCAGAACUCUGGGAAAGACGACAAGGUAGAUAAACAGACGGGCCGGGCUGCAUCAGAAGUGGAGAAUCUCAAGGCUCAGAUGAUGACAUUGUUUAAAGAGCUGCAGCAGGCACAGAGCAAACUAGAUGAGGCAGAUGGCAUGAAGAAGAACCUGCAGGACAGAUGCAGGGAUGUGGAGCAGGAGGUGGGAACUCUACGGGCCCAGCUGGUUGAGAAGCAGGCGGUACAGAGUGAGAACGACAGACUGAAGCUACAACUGGAAAGCAUCCAGGCCCAGAUCUUGCUAGAGCAGAGGAAGGCUGGAGAGGAUAGGACAAACCUGUCCCAGCUGAAGGAAGCCUACACCAAGCUGUUUGAGGACUACAACGAGUUAAAGCAAGAGAGCAAGAAGAGAGAGCCACUGGUCACUAAGGAGGAAGUGGGAGACCUGCAAACAAGACUGGAUGCAGCAGAAAAGGCGCUGGCGGCUAAACAACAGCAGAUAGAUGCCAUGAAGCAGGAGAUCUACCAGAAGGAGGAAGAGCUAGAGACCAUCUCUGUGUUUCAGGCCCAGGCAGAAGUUUAUUCCUCUGACUUCUAUGCUGAGCGAGCAGCUCGGGAAAAGAUCCACGAGGAGAAGGAACGCCUGUCUGCCCAGCUGGAGUUUGUCAAGAAGCAGAACACACAGCUACAGGAUGAGCUUGAGUCACUUGGCAGACAAUCUCUGAGUGACAUGCAGAGGAGACAUGUGUCACACGGAGGCAAUCCACAAGGGGGCGACAGUCCACAUAACAUGCAGGGAGCCAGAGGUGGUGAUGCCAGGGACUGGCAGCAGCAGGGGAAUAUUCCGGAGCAUGCCUGCCCCAAGUGUAGUGAGAUCUUACCAGAUCUGGACAGCCUGCAGAUUCACAUAAUGGACUGCAUCAUCUGAGCCUUCUUCAGCAUCCUUGUCAUCAGCAACAAAGCCAAAUGCUCAAGUAGCAGACGCACCUUAAUACGAGGCUUCUACUUUGUCAUGUCAUCACUUGACAUCAGUAAAAUGCAGGUUAUUAUUUAAAUGAAGUGGGAUUUUUUUGGUAUGUGUAUUACUACAGAUGAUUAUAUUUAAAUGUAUCCUUACAUUGCACAGCUAUAGACACAUGUUGAUUUUGUUUGAUUAGAAGGUGAAAAAUAUCUGUUGAAAUAUGUUCUUUUGGUGAUAAAUGUAACUUCUUCUUGA